Marasmius oreades (fairy-ring Marasmius) is the source of this 720-nucleotide messenger RNA. RefSeq lists its product as uncharacterized. Bases 1 to 720 code for a protein of 239 amino acids. Lineage: Eukaryota; Fungi; Basidiomycota; Agaricomycetes; Agaricales; Marasmiaceae. The transcript is spliced from 5 exons. The record is from RefSeq and is a predicted model, not a curated record.
AUGGACAACAGUUUCAACUCUCAUCAGUAUACUGGCGUUACAGUUUGCCAUCUUUGUCGUUAUGAACAUAAUUUAUCGCCAUGUCCAUACUAUCAGCAUCCUGUGGCUAAUGGUUGCAGCAACCAAGUGGAUCCCCGCUACAACCAGUUCCAAUCCAACCCCAACGUGCCACAAGCGCUGAUGCACCAUGGUUUUUAUCCGCCUACUAGUGCCAGCCCCACGUCUCCGUCCCUUCUUGGUUCUUCCUUCCAAUCUGGCAGCUCCGCGUCGCCUCUCUCUCCCUCGGGUACAGCGCCAUUUUUAUCUCCAACUUCCCCUUCCAGUGAGGGAAGCUCCUGGAUGCCAGUGGACGAUCCGUAUAAUUCUGUCUAUCCAGCUGGUAGCUACGACUCAUCUCAGUCCCGGAACUCCAACACGGACACCACCUCUUUCCUUGUAAACCGGAUGCAAGUUGGGUCGGUGGCAAUCACCGCUGCUACCAGAAAGCGCCGAACGAAGAAAGAAUCCACGUUUUUCUGCCCUGUGCUUGGCUGCAAUUCUGAAGGCUUCACCGAGAAGCACAAUCUUGUUUAUCACAUGCGUUCUCAUGGAGAUAUACGCCCGUAUGAGUGUACGAGAUGCGGGAAAUGUUUUAGGUCGCAGUCCGACCUUACACGCCAUAUUAACAAGGCCAAAAGGCCAUGCGAGGAUCGAGUUCUAGGUGAGUUGUUUAUUUACUGA